AUGGAGGACGAGAAGGAGGAGAAGCAUAUGAGCGAUGAGGAAAUUAUUUUAAACCCUGAUGGUCAAAACCCUAAUAUUAAUGGAGGCAAUAGAGUGAGUAAUGAUUAUGGUGGUGGUUCAGCUGAGCCUCAUGAUAUGCAUAGUGAACUUUAUGCCAUUCAUGGGAAUGCUUAUUUUGACUUCUUUCCGCCGGGUUAUCGUUUCAAGCCUAAUGACGAUGAGUUGGUGGUACACUACUUGAAGAAGAAGAUUCUGAAUGAGCGUUUGCCCCCCAAUCGGAUCGAGGAAGUGGAGCUUUAUAAGAGGAAUCCUCAGGACCUUGCAGAUAAUUACAUUUCCCAUGGAGAUAAGGAAUGGUAUUUCUUUACACCAAGAGAUAGAAAAUACAAGAAUGGAGAGAGGCCUAAUCGUUCUGCAGGAGAUGGAUACUGGAAGGCUACUGGAGCUGAUAGACCUGUCAACCAUAAUGGGGUUCAAGUGGGAUCUAGGAAGGCUUUGGUCUUCUACAAGGGAAAGCCUCCAAAGGGUGACAAAACUGACUGGAUUAUGCAUGAAUUUAGAGUCGAGAAUCUCCCCAAAAGAAAAAGGGCUGAAGUUGAAAACGAUAUGCGCCUGGAUGAUUGGGUUUUGUGUAGGCUAUACAAGAAGGUUGACAAAAAUUCCAAGGUUUCAGGUCGUCCAAGAGACGGUGAAGUCCCGCAUCAAGAACCUGAAAAUGAAGUUCCUCUUCAGGUUCAGGUUCCUCAGCAAAUGCCCAUACUAGAAGAACAAAAAAUGCUGCAUCAAGAAGGCUUCAGUAUGCUUGAAGACCUUGUAUCCUUUGGUGAAAUAUUUAGUCCCUACUACGAGGCAAAUCCAAUGGGGUUGUAUCAUAUUGAUAAUUCUCUAUUUUUUCAAAGCUGUCAAAGCAGCCUUAUUGGAGGCUCUCAGACAUUGCGCUUUCAGAUUGGGCAGAAUCCGAUGAUUCACCAGAUGAUUCCUGGUAAUCGACUGUUGCCUGCCGAACCAUAUUCUUGUGCAGAUAAUAUAAAGUACGAGCAUUUUAAUGACUACCACUCAGAUGAACUUUUGAAUAAUUCACCAGUCCAUCAGGAAUAUAAUGCUACUGAGCCGAUGGUUUCCGGCUACAAGGGGCCUCCCAACUCUGUCAGUGAUGAUCAAGGGGCUUCAAAAUAUGUCGUUUCUCCAUCCUUCAAUGAUGAUAGGCAGCUGAAAAAGCCGAAAAUGCAUCUCUAG
This is a messenger RNA of Mangifera indica (mango), 1236 nucleotides long. Its product is annotated as NAC domain-containing protein 20-like. The transcript is spliced from 3 exons. The record is from RefSeq and is a predicted model, not a curated record. Gene Ontology annotation, biological process: regulation of DNA-templated transcription. Gene Ontology annotation, molecular function: DNA binding. Lineage: Eukaryota; Viridiplantae; Streptophyta; Magnoliopsida; Sapindales; Anacardiaceae. Bases 1 to 1236 code for a protein of 411 amino acids.